AUGAUGAGUGUGGACGAUUCUGUGUUCCGCAAUGUUAACAUGCGCGACCUGAUCACGCGCGCGGCGCACGAGCCGCCGCGGUCUGCUCUGUACGAGUACGUCAAGUCGCUCAAGAGCGAGAAUUGUCAGAGCACACCUCUGUCGCUGGCGUCCGACGACUCGUUGGACUCCACCACACACUCCAUGUACAACAGCAUGGCGGACAACUUGUCGGAGUUGGGCGGCGCUACUGAGGAUACCGAGACACGCGACUUAAUCUACAAGCUGUGUCACUCGCUGCACAAGAAGGCAGUGCAGAAGAUCGAGGGUUCCCGGCAGCAUCGCCAGAGGUCGGUAGAGGUGGACGCGGAGCAUGAGAAGAACAUGUCACAUAUCGGAGACUGGAUGCCGCUGUUGCACCUCUUCGACCCGCAGACGUUCUAUGCGCUGCGAGGCACCCCCAUGACGCUUGGCACCACUACUGAGCGUCCGCUCAGCCUUAACGUGGCAGAAAACCCGAAGGAGGCUUCGCAGCUGCUCUUGGGCGAGCUAGACGUCGAGAAGCUGUCGGGCGGCAACAGCAACCACGUGUACCGCCUAGCACACCCCGACUUCCCCGGCAAGACAGUACUGCUGCGCGUGUAUGGCAGCGGUGACAGCGAGGCGAUUGAUCGAUUCCGCGACGUGAUGGCGAUGCGCGAGAUGAGCCGGGCGAGGCUGAGUCCGGCCGUCCUGCACUCCUUCAAGUGGGGCCGUGUCGAGGAGUUCAUGGAAAACGUCGCGACGUGCUCGACGGAUAUGCUGCUUCGUAGUCCAACCCUGCUGGCGGAGGUGUGGUUGCUGGUACGCAAGAUGCACAGCCUACCGUACGCCUCCUUCCUCCCGCAGAACGUCAACAAGGAGAAGAUCCGCCACUUACUGCACCCGGUUCUCGCACACUGCCAAUACGCCACCCCUGAGGAAUACUGCGACCUCUUAUCGACGCGCCUGAAGAAAGUGGUGCUGGCGAAAAAGAGCGACUACUACCUUGACAACACGAGUCAGAAGCUGAUGGAGGACGCGUGCCCGUCCUCCUUCGAGCGCACAUGCUUCCGCUUCCUGCGGCUCACCAGCAACCUAAUUCUGGAGUCCUACCGCGCCUCCUUCGUGUUCUUCAUUAGCGCCGAGGUGAUGCUGCUGCGCGAGCUCCUCAUGAAGCGGGCGGUGCCGCUCGUCUUCUCGCACAACGACUUGAACCCGGGCAACAUCCUCCUGGCGUGGCGCAAGGUGCCGAAGGAGAUGCGCCCGCAGGCUGCCAACGACGAGGAUGAAGAGGACGAGGUGAUGCCGGUGACCUCUGACCAGUCCACGGCCUUCAGUCGCAAAUUCCUGUCCAAGAAGGGCCAUCACCGGAACCUCGUGGACAUGAAGGGCAUCAUCUUCAUCGACUUCGAGUACACGGACGUGAACUACCGCUGCUUCGAUCUUGGCAACACGAUCUGCGAGCUCGACUACGACUACACCCGCGGCACCGCCGAGGGUGAGCCUGGCUUCAUCAAGUACCACUACACGUUUCCCCCGGAGGAGUACAGGGAGCAGUGGAAGGGGUACCCAAUGACGUACCCGCGUUGCCAGGAGCUCAUCUACACCACAUGGGAGAAGAGCGAACAGCAUCGCCAGCGACACGGCGGCGAGGCACCGCCAGCGCCGGCGCCGUCGGAGAUGCAUCUCGGGCAUAUCUGCUUGAAAGGGCUUCAGGCAUACUUCGCGGCCGCGGCACCCGCCGGCACCGCUCGCGACGCCACCACCCCGAUCACCCGUGACGAGCUCACGGAAGUGUUUAUUGGCACCAUGUGCUCGCACCUCAGCUGGUCGCUGUGGUCCUUCGUGAUGUGCGUCAAUCCUGACGUGUGCACCAACAACGCUAGCGAUGACCUCUUCGCCAAAGGGAGUAGCGGGCUCGACUACAUCUACUACGGCAACUGCCGCUUGCAGGAGUACGUGGCGCUGAAGCAAUGGAUGCGAGACAAGCAGCUUAUCUGA
Messenger RNA from Leishmania mexicana MHOM/GT/2001/U1103, 2001 nucleotides. Its product is annotated as putative choline/ethanolamine kinase. Gene Ontology annotation, biological process: phosphatidylcholine biosynthetic process; phosphatidylethanolamine biosynthetic process. The record is from RefSeq and is a predicted model, not a curated record. Gene Ontology annotation, cellular component: cytoplasm. The transcript has a single exon. The coding region runs from base 1 to 2001 and encodes 666 amino acids. Gene Ontology annotation, molecular function: choline kinase activity; ethanolamine kinase activity. Lineage: Eukaryota; Euglenozoa; Kinetoplastea; Trypanosomatida; Trypanosomatidae.